Messenger RNA from Fusarium tjaetaba, 333 nucleotides. RefSeq names its product transcription elongation factor B polypeptide 1. The transcript is spliced from 3 exons. Lineage: Eukaryota; Fungi; Ascomycota; Sordariomycetes; Hypocreales; Nectriaceae. The coding region runs from base 1 to 333 and encodes 110 amino acids. Gene Ontology annotation, cellular component: elongin complex. Gene Ontology annotation, biological process: ubiquitin-dependent protein catabolic process. The record is from RefSeq and is a predicted model, not a curated record. Gene Ontology annotation, molecular function: protein-macromolecule adaptor activity.
AUGGACUGGAAGACACCCAGCAAAUACAUCACCCUCGUUUCUGGCGAUGGUUUCGAGUUUGUCGUUCUACGCGAUGCUGCUCUUGUCAGUCCAAUCAUCAAGGGCAUGCUCGACGUGAGAAGUCAGUUCGCUGAAGCUAAAGAGGCCCGUUGUGUCUUCCAAGAGAUGAGCGCCAUGGUCCUUGAUAAGGUUGUCGAAUACUUCCACUACUGGUACCGCUAUCGUAACAGCGAGGAUGUUCCCGACAUGGAGAUCCCGGUCGAGCUCUGCCUCGAACUGUUGGCCGCGGCAGAUUACCUGGGCCUGGACCAGGCGAAUAUGGGCAUGAAGUGA